Molecule: messenger RNA, 1278 nt
Organism: Cordyceps fumosorosea ARSEF 2679
Lineage: Eukaryota; Fungi; Ascomycota; Sordariomycetes; Hypocreales; Cordycipitaceae
Product: Aromatic-ring hydroxylase-like protein
Exons: 1
Coding region: 1-1278 (425 amino acids)
Molecular function (GO): monooxygenase activity; FAD binding
Source: RefSeq, a predicted model, not a curated record
AUGCCGUCCACCACCACCACCACCACCGCGCCGCCCGUCUACUCCAUCGGCAUCGUCGGCUCCGGCCUCGGCGGCCUCUCCGCCGCCAUCGCCCUGCGCCGCGCCGGCCACGCCGUCACCGUCUACGAGCGCUUCGAUUUUGGCGGCGAGGUCGGCGCCUCGCUCUCCCUCGCCUCCAACGGCUCGCGCCUCCUCGAGGCCUGGCGCGUCGACAUCCCCCGCGCCCGGCCCGUCGUCCUCCGCGAGCUCGUCCGCCGCGACUGGGCCUCCGGCGACGUCCUCGCCACCUACCCGCUCGGCGACUACCGCGCGCGCUUCGGCACCGACUACAACAACUUUCACCGCAUCGACCUCCACCAGCUCCUCAAAGAGACGGCCGUCAGCCCAGAGGGCGAGGGCGCCCCGGUGACGCUCAAGACGUGGCACAAGGCGACGGCGCUGGACCCGGAGACGGGCGAGGUGCGCUUCGAGAACGGGGUGGUUGCCGCGCACGACGCGGUCGUCUGCGCGGACGGCAUCCGCAGCGCCAUGCGCGGGGAGCUCGGCGUCCAGCCAGAGGUCACCCCGUCCGCGUCCUGCUGCUACCGAUGCAUCAUCACCCGCGAGCGCCUCGCCGAGCUCAACCUCGCCGCGUUCGCCGACGCCAGCGCCAUCGAGUUCUGGGGCGGCCGGGGCACCGACAAGAUCGUCAUGAGCCCCUGCGCCGCCAACGCCGUCGUCAGCUGCUACUGCUUCUACGCCGCCGCGCUCAACGACCUCACCCCCGACGGCUGGGACCACUCCGCCACCGGCGCCAAGCUUGCCGCCACCUUCCCGUCCCUCGACCCGCGCCUACGCCUGCUCUUCGAGAACGCCGACGACAUCAAGAUGUGGCGGCUGUACGACCACCAGGCGUACCCGCACUGGACGCGCGGCGCGGCGACGCUGCUCGGCGACGCGGCGCACCCGAUGAUGCCGGACCAGUCGCAGGGCGCGUGCAUGGCGGUCGAGGACGCGGGCGCGCUGGGGAUGCUGUUCGCGGCCGAGUACGCGGAUGUGGGCGUGCGGGAGAAGCUGGCGCUGUACGAGCGGGUGCGCAAGCCGAGGGCCACGCAGCUGCAGGAUGCGAGCCGCCGCGCGCGGACGGACAUCAACGAGCGGAUUGGCUGGAGCAGCGCGAGCGACCGCUCGGGGAAGCUGACCAUCGAGGAGGUCUGCGGCUACGACAUGCACGCGCACGUGGCCGAGGUGGUGGCCGCGUGGCGCGAGGAAAGGGCAGGACGCAAGACGGAUGGAUGA